UGUUUGAAGUUUGUAAAUAACCUGUUGGUCUUGAAUGAUGUCAUCGCGUGACCCAAACACAUCCCACGAUCACCCGUAUCAAGUACGGAAAGCUCCAGUCGCAAAAUCGAUACCUUCAAGUGGUUGAACACCACAGUUCUCCCGAAAACAAAAAUGCGCCAGCAGUACAAUGUCGGCGAAUAACUCCCAAGGCAUCUACACUCAACUGCCGCAGUCGUUGAGCGACUCUGAUUCCGAGCACGAAAUCAACGAUCUAAAAGAAGUCCAGCCGGGCCAAAGACUGCAUCGAACGCACACAAAUGGCCAACCCAAUCACCACCACCAUCUGCAGUUCAAUCUACCCCAACAUGUGGUCCAUCGCGUUGAUAAAAAGUGGCCAAAGGGCUUCCGGACGAUGUCGCCAGCCCGCCGCCUGGCAUUCAUCGCAUCCAUCUUGGUCUGCAUACUUGUGAUUGUAAUUUUUCUUUGGGUUUUACCAUGCUCAGCUCAUGGUACUUGCCCCACACGAAUUGGUUCCUGGAAGGUAGAACACGAAGGAAUUGAGUUACGUGGUCGUAUAAACGUAAUAAAUGGCAGGUAUAAAAAGAGUGUCAAUCUUGCAUUACUCGCAAAGAAAAGUCUCAACAGUAACUACGAUGGAAGCAGCACAAGUGGUGCAAUUGCUUUAAAAUCAGCCACAGGACAAAUCAGUUGGUUUCUGCCACAAGUACGAACACCAAGUGAAAUGGUAUGUGAUUUAAUUGAUGUCAACGAGGACAGUGUUGAUGAUUGUCUGCUUUUGAGUGAAAUGGGAUUGCAAGCACUUGAUGCACUCAGUGGCGUUGUCAUCUGGCAUGGCCACAACACAAAAAUGAUCAUUUCCAAUAUGGACUUUCCAAUUCUACUGCCUGAUUUGAAUAAAGACAAUCUCAAUGAGUUGUUAUCAGUCACAGACUCACACAAUGCGCAACACAACAAAUUAAUCAUCAUUUGUGGAAGAACUGGAAGUCUUUUAACUUCUUUUACACUGCAUAUGUGUGAUGAUAUCAAUGAUUACAAAUACGAUGACAAAUUGGUGUUGUUCAAUUGUUUUAAUGCGUCACACAAUAAUUAUUACAAGAUACACGUCGGGGAUUUGCAGAAGAAGAUUGUAAAUCAAACAUUUCCAGUACAAGCAACAAAGAUUCAGUAUGAACCACAGCAUGAGACCGAAUAUAUUCUUAGUGGGCACAAAUUGGAAGUGCAAAAUGUUGGAAAAUGCCCUGAUUGUCAUACAAAUAUUGGUUUGGUUCAUCUAGCGAAAGAUAAUAAACGUCUUUUGGGCUGGUCUAGACCUAGGGCUUAUGCAAUGCGCCCAAUUCCAUAUUCUUUCAAAAACACGCGUAAAAAUGCGAUGUACUUAAAAGGACAUCUAAAUGGGUUUGUAAUGAAGUUGUGGCAAUGGACAGAAGCACCUUCAGUUAGUCUAAAUGGUUCUACGAUUAAAAGAAAUGCUCUGCUUGAGAAAGUUCUGCUGAUUUCGUUCUCCGAUACAGAUUUUCAAGUGAUUAAUGUCAGUAUGGUUAGUAUUACACAGUUGUGUUUCCCGACUGGGCUGGAUUGUCAGCCGGCGCUGAUGCAGAGGAAUGAUUCUUUGCUUUUAACUGAUUUGGAUAUGGAUGGCGCGCAGGAAUUGAUCAACUAUAGUAGUAGUUAUAAGUGUGGUGAAGAGGAUGCAACAUGCCAUCUUGUUUCGCGCAUGGAAGUCGUCCAGCUUGAGACUGAGAUGGCGAAACUUUACGCGAAGUAAAUGCAUCUUUGACUUUGAAAUAUUUUUCACUUUUAGCCUCCAAGCUUAUAUACCAAAGAUUAUACUUAAGUAAAAAUUAAGAUUGACUAUUUAUAUUCUCUUAUAUUCGAUGUUUUUUGUGUAAGUGUUGAUUAAUAUUUAAUAAACUCUUAAAAUUUCA
This is a messenger RNA of Dalotia coriaria, 1928 nucleotides long. RefSeq lists its product as uncharacterized. The transcript has a single exon. Bases 170 to 1768 code for a protein of 532 amino acids. The record is from RefSeq and is a predicted model, not a curated record. Lineage: Eukaryota; Metazoa; Arthropoda; Insecta; Coleoptera; Staphylinidae.